UGAGUCGCAGUUGUGUGUUUUGAAUGUUGCGGAGGCGUAGUUUCACUAACUUCGGAACUUUGUGUUAUGGACACUGUGUAGUGAAUGUGUUGUAAUAACAUAUAGCAGUUUGUUGUCAUUUGCUGACGUCGCAGUGCGAAAGCUAUGUCCAAAAUGUUGAAGAGGAAAUUUGAUGACGACAUGGACUCGACCUCUGGAGGAAGAGCUAAGCAAGACGAAUUGGAGGUGACAGGUGUUUCGCGCUCAGGUCGAGUUCGCAAGAAGUCUUCAAAAUUGAUGGAUUUUGAAUCGCCUGAUGAUAUUGACAAUCGGUAUAGGCGACGUGGUGGCGACUCAUUUAGUUCUCCUGUUGCUGGUAGCAGUGGCGGCAGAGGGCGAGGCAGGGCAUCGUCCACAUUACACUCAGACCGCACAACAUCCAGUUCUGGUGUCCAUCAUCGUGAUACCUUGUCAAAUGAUGGGGGAGAUGAUAUCUAUUCAAGUUCAGAUGAGUUCACAGGAGAUGUUCAAGAUGAUGAGUCCAGUUCCAGUUCUUCAUCAUCUUCUGAUGAUGAAGCAGCAUCUGACGAAGAUCGACUUGUGGAAGAACGUAAUACAACAGCCAUCCCCGAUGAAAGCAACAGCCGGACAGGUGAUGAAGGACCUUCAGGCUCAGGAACAGCAUCUCGUGGAGGUCAGUCACUGUAUAUGCUCGAGAAAUCAACUAAGAAGAAACUUGUGGUGCGAGAUGGCCGUGUAGUUGGACGUACUAAAGCACAACGGAAGGAUAAAGGCAAAACACGGUUCACUGCCUACAUGCUUUGGGCAAAGGAGGUUAGGCAGGAAAUACUGCGUGCUAAUCCCGACACAGACUUUGCUACUAUUAGUAAGCGUCUUGGUGAGCUCUGGGCAACAGUACCCAACAACGAGAAGUAUGCUUGGAAAAGGCGUGCUAAACGUGUCGCUUUGACCAAGCCUGGAUCAGAUGCAUCGGCACAGAGUUCUGUAACUCAAGGAGUUGGCGGAUCAAGUCAGCAGACGGACGGUGGUCGCUGGCGGACUUCUGGGUCCCGCUCGAAGUUCAUCAAUAAAGCUGGUGGUGGAUCCUCAUUAUCGGGUGCAACAUCAGGGGCAGCCGCUAGGCAAGAAAGUGGCACUACUACUGGAGGAAUGUCAGUGACUGGCGCAGUUGGAAGUGGUUCACGCAGUAGUGCAGGUACAUCAGCAUCAAGUGGAAGUGCACGCCACCACCAGCAACAGCAGCAACAGGUUGCAGAUUCAAAGGCUGGAGCUGCAGCAGGAGCAUCUGGUGGGCGGGGACUGGUAGCUGAGCCUGCAGUGGGACCCGGCCUAUACAAGGUCGUUGGCACACAGCCUGUGGACGUGGCAGCUCAUCUGAAGUUGCUCGGGGAAUCACUCGGCAUUAUUGGUGAACGCCUGAAAGAACAUGAGGGUCAAAUUGCUGUUUCUGGUAGCCUAUCUGUCUUGCUGGACUCACUUCUGUGUGCUCUUGGCCCUCUCAUUUGCCUGACGCGGCAGCUGCCAGAAACCAACAGCUGUCCACCGGAGAUGCUGUCGAAACUGCUUGACAACAUUGCCUACUUUAUGCCAGGCCUCUAGUGGUAAAAGGAGAGGUGUACUUCCUUGCCAAAGAAGAGAAUGGCUGCAGACUGUGAAGGUUUAUAAAGACCUGAGGAACUUGUCACACUGCCUUGGAGAUGUGCAUGGAGGGCACUGUGAAAUUAGUGCACCUACCAGUAGUGGAACUGAUUUUUAUGAGUACAGUUAUGACAGGUUUUUCAGUGUAGUUUUGUUAGGAGCCACUUAAUGUAUGCAAACAUCAGUCCCAAAGGAUGCAUGUCAAAUGGUGGAAUCUGAAAAAGACUUCAGUUUUGGAAACAGGUUGAUGCUAAUGUUUUAGGUGUACUAGAGGAGGUGCCACUAGUAGGGAGAACAACAAAUGUGCUUUAAACAUUCAAGGGAGACCAAGCACUUGCCCUGCAUGAGUAUAUGUUGAAACCAUGCUUUGGUGAACACACAUGACAGCUGGUUGAAAGUGUUUUCAACUACAGAGUCGGUAGAGCUAGGGGAUGGUAGUGAACAUUUUGAGAAUUACGCCUGCAGUUUUUCUGAUGUUGAGAAAACUUUUGCUUCUGAGUUCAUAGACAGCAUGCACAUAUCUGCAUAAUUUUUUAAGAAAAAGUCAGAGCUCGAUACACUUGUACACACUAAUAGGACCAAUUGACAACAAAACUCAAAAUUGAAGUGUGGUUCUUGCCAGCUGGUGGCAAGGUAGUGAACACAAGAGAUCAUUUUUAUGUGUGAGACCUGUGCCUUGAAAAUCUUCAAAGAAACAUGCAUAAAUUUAAAAUAGAUUUGCACAACAUUUUAACUCAGAUGGGUGAGUCACCUGACAAGACAAUUGUGAUUAAUCUGUAUUUAUGUAUGUGCAAAGGUUCAGUUAAAGACAAUAACUAAACUGUGAAUCAUUUUUAUUCAUACUAGUAUGAAUAUACAGUAGCAUUUGACCACGUGAUAAAUGUAAGUUCACUGAACUACAUGGGAUUGUUAACCAAAUUUCCCAUGUCAGCUUGAACCAGCAGUUCAUUCAUUUUAUACUGUCAUUGUUUUGUACAUUUGUAGUAUACUCUCUUAAUUUCACUGCUGUAUAUUCUUCAUAAUAAUCACUUGCUCUCUUAGGCUUUUCUGCAUCACAUGCUUUAACAGUGUUGUUGCACAAAGAUUCUUAAUGUUGGUGAUACCUCAAUAACAUCAUUAUUCCCCAAGUUGUCUUCUGCUACCUCCUGAAGUCUACAUUCAUCUUCCUCUACACAAUUUCUUCAGCAGCAUAUCUUGUUGGCUUGACACGACUUUUUCAAACAAGUUCUCACAUGUACAAAAUCAAAGACUAUUUUGGGUGGAAGAAACAUUGCUAGUAUCAGGGUAUAUACGUGGACAACGAAAAAGAAAAUCCUGGAUUUCCAUGUUAAAAAUAAACUUUUUCCUUAUUGAGUGACAGUAUGCUUUUCCUUGGAACAGUAAAACUUAUCAAUUUAUUUAUUUAUUUUAUUUAUCCAUCCAUUGACAAUAAAUAUUGUAUGGAUGUUGUCAAGGGUACAUGUAAGCCAUUUCAAAGAAAUGGGACACAAACAAUAUAUACGUAAAAA
This is a messenger RNA of Schistocerca americana (American grasshopper), 3146 nucleotides long. RefSeq names its product HMG box-containing protein 4. The record is from RefSeq and is a predicted model, not a curated record. The transcript is spliced from 3 exons. Lineage: Eukaryota; Metazoa; Arthropoda; Insecta; Orthoptera; Acrididae. Bases 145 to 1599 code for a protein of 484 amino acids.